UGAGAAGGCAUUUGCAGAAUGUGUUGUGGUUGAGGUAUACCCAGGCGGGAAAAGUUUGGCUCUUGAGUACUCCCCUAAGGAUCGAACAUCAAACUUGACUGUUUGUGUGAUGACAACAUCAUCUGCGUUCAGUUUCUCGGAAUAUGACAAUGAUCAGUCUGUAGUCAUUCCUUAUGAAACAAGAAACACGCCAUCAAAUCUCACCAGGACGUUUGUCAAUGCUCCACCAUACCUUCUAUCUGAGGGAGCUAAGAAGGCAUUGCCAGCAUUGUACCCUGAAUGGAAGGCCAACAUGCUGAAAUCCAUGGCUGAUUGUUCACAGGUGUUUACCAGAUUAACAGUGCAGGAACACAACAUUGCACAGGCAGCAAAGAACUUGAUGCAUUGGUACCCAGAGAGUUACAAUGGGCACUUGUUUACGUUCUUACCGAGUCAGUUAACCCAGUCAAAACUGGUUUAUCCUCAACCGGAACAGAUGUUCUCCAACGUGUCCGUCCAUAGACUGUGUUUUGCCGAGAAUGAGCUGUUACUGUCCUCAGGUUACCAUGAUCAAACCUUGUUUGAGAUGCCGCUAAAAUUAGCCUUACAUUAUGUAGACAUUCCUGGGAUACCUCCGGAUAAAUCUUUACCAGUGGACGUCCUAUUUGGAGAAGGUCUGAACGUGUGGACCUAUGUUGCUCUUAUAGCCACCAAGCUGUACCUGCCUUCUUAUAAGAAGAUGAUACCUGAUGACUCGGGAAAAUUUUCACGCGAACAAAUAGAACAGGUUCUAUACAACAUGCUGCAGACAUAUACCUCGCUGUGUGGGAUAUAUGCGGCAUCAUGGGGUGGCAUACAGUACUCACAGAUGAGCGAAGUUCGCGACGUACGUAGAGCUAUUCAACAUGAGGAUAAAUAUCUUGUGCAACUUACUCAAGCUCAGCAGUUUGACCCCCACGUGCUCAUUCAAAAGGGAGAUUUUGCAAUAUGUAAAGCACAUCUGAUGAAUUAUGGGAUUAGUGAUAACGAAAAUCUCUAUUUCAAAGAUGAAGUAGAAUUCAAGUAUCAGUUCUUCGAGCCAUAUAUUGAUCAUGUGACCUUAUUUUUAUGGUGUCAUGAAGAGUUGAAGCAGCUACCAGAGGAUUUUUUCAAGCGAUUUGCAAAUUUGAUACAUUUCAAACUCGGGGAGUAUGGUACAAUUAUGUCCAAGUUCAAGAAGCUUCCGGAAGGCAUUGGUUCAGCAAAAAAACUGAGGUAUGUUGAAAUAUAUGAUGUUGCCAUGGAGAAACUGCCAGAUGACAUCUUCAUGGGGAAGAAUGUUGAAACAUUGCUGUGUUCGAACCUUCCGGUGAAAACAUUACCAACACAGUGGCCAACAGAGAGCAAGCUGAGUAAACUCUCCUUAUGUGGGCUGUUGAUUGACAAGUUACCAGAAGAGAUAGGUCAACUGAGUGAGUUAAAGGAGUUUGACCUCUGUCGUAAUCCAAUCACAGAUCUUCCUGGUGCUCUACAGAAACUGAAAAAACUCACAUUUCUUAGUUUACAAGGGUGCCCGCUGCUUAUUCUUGAAGGAAAACGUACAUCAGUUCGUACAACACACCCACAGUUUGAGCACUGGUAUAGUCAGAACCCCUACAUUCGUUAUAAGCUUGGAUUCGAUGACAAAGACAAGCUUUUUGGUGUAUUUGAUGCAAAUCACAAUGGAAGUCUGGAUGAAGAGGAGAUUGCAGCGCUAAAUUUAGAAUUCUUCUUCAAAGUUCCUCGUCUUGGUAUUACAGACAUCAAUGAUGAGGUGACUGGUGGUAUACCUCCAGUGGUUUUCAAUUUGAAGAGUCUUGUUGAACUUCAUUUGGAAUACAACGCCAUCACUAUGGUACCACAGGCUAUCAACAACCUGUCAAACUUGAAACUGUUGGGUCUCAGUCAUAACCCACUGUUAGAGUCCCUGCCAGGAUCUCUUGGACAUUUGCCAAAUAUUCAAAAGAUUAGUCUUACAAGCUGUCCAAUGCUGCGUACCCCACCGGCUGAAAUUGUUGGCCGUGGUUUCCAGUCAGUGAAAGCCUAUUUAAAGAGACUGGCUGGAGGUUUUACAGAAUGUCGCCGGACCAAACUCAUGGUGGUCGGUUUAGGAGGAGCUGGUAAAACAAGUUUGUUACGAGCUUUGAUGAGCGACAAAAAGAAGACUCAGGGAACCGAGAAGGAAAUUCCUACAGAUGGUAUUGAUAUUGUACCAUGGACCGUCUCCAACAGUGAGGGACAGGAAGUCACAUACAGUACAUGGGAUUUUGCGGGACAGGCUGUGUACUAUAACACGCAUCAGUUUUUCCUCUCCAAGAGAGCGGUUUACUUGUUGCUAUGGAGUAUGAGACAAGGUUACGAGCAUGCAGGUCUCGAUUUCUGGCUCAGUUCUAUUUGUUGUCACGCACCAGGAACACCAAUCAUAGUUGUCGGAACACAGUGUGAUCUGAUUCCCAAAGCUGAAAUUCCGGAGAAAGAAUUGAUUGAGAGGUAUCCACAAAUUGCUAGUUUCCACAGAGUUAGUGCUAUUGAAGGCACUGGUAUUGAAGCAUUACAGAACAAUCUGUUAGAUGUGACGUUACAACAAGGUUACAUGGGAGAGAAAAUCCCUCAAGUGUGGCUCAACUUCGAGAGAAGAAUUAUUGCUGAACGUUUCACAAAGAAGAACUAUAUUAAGUGGGAGGUUGCCCGUAGUUACGCAAUGGAGCAAGGUAUAUAUGAUGAGAAAGACGUACGUAUGGCGAUACAACUUCUACACGAUCUGGGUACUGUUCAGUAUUUUGAUAACGAUUUCUUGAGGGACUAUGUAGUCAUCAAUCCACAGUGGAUAGUUAAUGUUAUGGCCUGUGUUGUGUCAGCACAAGACUCACCUAUACAGAAAAACAAUGGUAGAUUUCUGCACAGUGAUAUUCCUACUGUAUGGAAGGAAUAUGAUGUUGACCUACAUGAAUGGUUGCUUCGGCUGACUGAAGACUUUGAUCUGACAUUUCCACUUCCCAAGGAACCAGUUAAUAUUGUUCCAUGUCUGUUACCAGGGGAACCACCUGAAGAUUUAAAAUGGCCGAGUGUAAAAGAUCAGGAGGGUGUAAGAGAAACUAAGAUGGUAUACAGGUUUACCUACCUUCCUUCGGGACUCUUCAACAGGGCUCAGGUGAGACUGUUCCAGUUUUCAGAUGGUAAGAUGGUAUGGAAGAAGGGUUCAUUGCUCAGUAAAAACAAACAUCUUGCUCUUAUAAAACAAGCUGAUAACAAAGAGCUUGUAGUGUUUGUACAAGGCCCGAGACCGGAGAACGUACUGUUUCUGAUCCAUGAAGUAUUCGAGAGCAUCAUAGAGGAAUCAUUUAAUGGAGUAUCCUACGAUAUGUUCUUACCAUGUCCUGACUGUGUUACAAAAGAGGGAGCAUUGGAACCAGACUUAUUGAAUGCUAAACUGAUACAGAGGGCUAUUGAUAUGAAGGCACCCUUUAUACAGUGCUAUAAAUACUUCCACUGGAUUUCAAUGGCACAACUUCAAGAGAAGCUACCAGCUGAUACGAAGGAAGUUGCUGAUUUUGACAUCCAGUUACAGCAGAGUAUAGUCGCCCUACAAGAGUUAAACAAUGAUCUGGUUGUUGAUACAGCUAUAUUGUAUAGUAUGGCAGAUGUUCCAGGUCCAGACGAGACGGACAAGCUGCCUCCUAAACUAAUCUAUGAAGAUAUUAUAAAAUGGGGCUAUACUUGCUGGUUUUCUGAAGAUAUGAACAAUGUCAGUGCAGUCGAUAUGACAGCUGCGAUCAAAAACUGUAAAGUUCUGAUUGCUCUCGUGUCUGACGAGUUUGAACGAGAUGCUAAAUGUCGUGACCUAUUUCUGUACGCUAAAGAUACCAUGAACAAAGAUGUCAUCACUAUUGUACUCGGUGAAAGUAUGGAAUGGGAAAACAAAGAUCUUGGCAUGAAAAUUGGCAAACAAGAGCGUAAGUUAAUGGCAAAGACCAAAGCAAGAUACGAGGUUGAGGGUGGAAGGAGAGCGGAAUUUAAAGAAUGGCUGACAGAAAAGAUAUUACUGCUUUCACAGGAGGACACAUUAUUACCAGAUGUAUUUGUAAGUUAUUGUUGGAGCAACUCUAAGAGUGCUGCUGAGAAAUCUGGACGUAUAAAUCCGGACUCACUAGGUUGGGGUGAUCCACGUCAGAUGAAAGCUGUAUUACAAAAACAAGGCAUAAACUGCUGGAUUGAUGUAGAAAAUGUUGGGAAAGAUAAGAAAGGAAUAUUUGCAGACAUGGCUGCUGGUAUUAGAAACAGUAAAAUGAUGUUAGCAUUCAUCUCUGACGAGUAUGCAGAAUCGGUCAAUUGUAUGAUGGAAUUACGAUUCGGAAUUAUAAAUAUUGAGCUGCCAUUGGUUGCUGUAGCAGUCGGAACAAAAUCUGGCUGGAAACAAACUGAGGUUGCUAUGUUACUGCGUAGAGCUCAUGCUAAUGAGGUCUCUUUACAGAAUGAAAAUCCUGAGGGAAUUAAUGUCAUGGUCAAAUAUGUCCAAGACAUGUUACAGAAGGAGAAAUUGUCAGGUAGUAAAAAGAAGAAUAAAAAGAAGACACAGGAUGCUGUUGAUCUACUCAAGAAAGGGAUGGAGUCAAAGAAAGAAACCAAAACUUCCUCUGUGGCCUAUCAGGAAGAGGUUGAGCUUAUUCAGAGAAAGUUUAUGAGGCAUAUACUGGGUUCUAUAAUUGCUGUGGAUACAAUGCCAUUACCUAGACUGAUUGUUGUAGACUUUGUAAAAUCUGGAAAACAGAAAAAUGACGAAGGUAGGGACAGCAAAAUCGGUUCAAAGUCACGAAAAAUGCUCCGCCCAAAGACAGCGACAAAGUCUCGAGACAGACUUCAGGUUGAUGAUGAUGUAUUAAACGAGGAGGAAGAUGAUUGGACGAAGGAAAGUUUGUGUAUCCGUCUGCUGUGUGAACACGAGGGCGGUUGGCAUGUAUGUGAGGAGAUGUACCCACUCGCGUUCAGGACACGAGAUCAGAUGGAACAAUUUCUGACAAAAGCCUCGCCCUAUCUCUACAGAAUAUAUACAAUCCUGAAACAAGGACCGAUCAAGUUGAAAUGUUUUGGUCAAGGGAAAGGAGAGGCAUUUCAAAAGUGGAUCCUACAGGAAUCUGAGGAGAAUCUUGACUUUAUUGGUUCCAUGAUGCAUCUGAGAUCUCAUCUUGACACUGAGGAAGCCACAGACUUUGUUAGCUGUCUAGCUAGGUGUCGUCUGCCCAGUGGAAAGAUUGUCUGGCUCUGUGAGAAACACCAGCACGAGGAGCAUGUUGCCAAACUGAGCAUUGACUCGCGUGGAAGUUCACAUAACUACGUCAGUGUUCUCUUCAAUGAAGAUAAAUUUCUUCUGGAGCAGUUGGAAAAAUCAGAGGAAUAUAAGAGACGUAAAGCAAUAAAAUCUAAUAAGGUGGCACCAAAUUUACCAAAGCCACCACCAAUACCAAUGUUCAUGCCGGCUCAACCAAUUCCUGUACCGGAACCUGACAAGAAACCAACUCCAAAAUCAUCACCAAGGGCGUCUCCAAGGUCGUCCCCAGUACCACCAAAAACAGAUGAUAAGAGCAAAGCCAAGUCGGAAACUGUUGAUAAAGAUGUUAAUGAAGACAAACCAUUAUUGAAGGUGAAUGAUUUAAUUGUAGACAAACAAGAGUUACCGGAAGAUAAAGAUAAGAAAGAAACAAAUAAACCAGAUUUGAAAACUGAAGAAAAAGACGCAAAUGUAGAUACAAAUAAUGUUGACAUUACAAAAACAGAAAACCUAAUAAAGAAUGACGCAAAGUUAGAAAAAGCAAAUAAUGAAGAUAUUCCAAAAAAAACGGAUGAUAAUAAAGAGGACGUACAAGAAGAAAAUAAGGAAGGCAAGGACAAUAUAAUACCUGAAGAGAAAAGAGAAGAUGUUAUCCUAACUCAGGAGGAUGUCAUGAAAAUUUCUGGUACCAAAACAAAGCAAAGGAAGAAGUCUAAAGACAUAAAUGAAGACAGUGCAAAAGACAAAAUCAAGAAGAUGAUCUUGCAUUCAGAUUCAAAAGCUAUGAUGAAAGCCAUGCGGAAACCUGUUCGCUCGGUUUCUCAGAAAGGAUUUGGUAUUCAGGUUUCUGACAUGAAAUCUCUGCAACGGAAACAAAGCUCUAACAAUUUUAGUAGCGUUAUGAGAGGGAGCAAUGUGAAAAGAUUGCACUCUGAAGGAAGUCAAAAAGAUGAGAGCAGUUCCGCUAACAGCAGAACAUCUUCUCAAGGAAGUUCUGUCCAACUUGACUCAAUGCUACAGAUAAGCACUGUAAAUAAAACAAAUACUGAUGGAAAUGAAGCAGAAAACGUUUUAAGUAAAUCACAACCUGGUAAAGUUAGUUCAAAAUCUAAUGAUUCCAGUAAAGAAGAUGUGUUCCCAUUGGACAGAGUUAGACCCAAGAAAAUCAAAGUUCAACCAAAACGCUCAAUCAGCGAGGGUCACAACCCUCGGCAAAAUAUGACAGCAACAGGGAUAGGUAUGGGGACCGUACAGAGUUCGAGUAUGCCGCUACCUGAAAGGCAAGGCAGUCAAGCUUGUGUCCUUCAGUAAAGUACAUGUUGAACUUGACAUAUCUACUCAAUAUUUAAUGAGAAUCACUUUUUUUCAGCAUAAAUU
Molecule: messenger RNA, 6640 nt
Organism: Ruditapes philippinarum (Manila clam)
Lineage: Eukaryota; Metazoa; Mollusca; Bivalvia; Venerida; Veneridae
Exons: 38
Biological process (GO): signal transduction
Molecular function (GO): protein binding
Source: RefSeq, a predicted model, not a curated record